Molecule: messenger RNA, 4377 nt
Organism: Vitis vinifera (wine grape)
Lineage: Eukaryota; Viridiplantae; Streptophyta; Magnoliopsida; Vitales; Vitaceae
Product: ankyrin repeat-containing protein ITN1
Exons: 8
Coding region: 1912-4236 (774 amino acids)
Molecular function (GO): protein binding
Source: RefSeq, a predicted model, not a curated record
ACAUUUUUUCGAAAAUUUUUUAGUUCAUGAACUGAAAUUAGGGUUUUCUUUGUUGAUUUCGUGCCUUUGCAGACUUUUUUAGAAGUCUUCUUAUCGGUAUCUUCAUUGUCUUAUUUGUUGGUGUAAUAGCCAAAUUUGUGCCCUGUUUGGAUGAUGAAAAUUGUGGAAAAAGGUUGGCUGUGUUCUGGAAUGUGAGAAUUUUUUAAACAAUUAAACGAAAGGAACAAAAUAAAAAAUAUUUUUCAUUCUUGAUUCGUUGAGAAAUGAGUAUAUUGGAUCAAGGAAUUUAGCGUUUGAUCUUGGGGUUUAUGUUGUUGGAUUUUAUUAAUGAAAUUGUGUGGAUUCUUUAUUUGUUUUGGUUGAUUAGGAUUGGGCAUUCAGUUAGUUGAGUUUUCUAUGUGAAUGAGGGUUGUGGAAAUUGUUUGACUGGAGAAUGGGUUUUGGAUUUGGGUGAGAGGUUUGCCUUUGGUUGAUGAUGAAUGAGAAUUUUGGUUUAUUGGAUUUCUUGUAAAUGUGAUCCUCUGAGCGGAGAAUUUGGUUUUCAUCAAAUAUUUUAGGGUUCUUUGAGCAGAGAAUUUGAUUCUCAUCAAAUAUUUAUAACCAUCCUAUGUUCAGCAUGAUGUUUAUCUUGGAAACAAAAAGAUCGAGUUAUCUGUUAUUGUCAAUAAGUAGAAAAACCUUGAUAUGGGACAAGGAGGAGACUCUAUUUGCAAAUGGUGAGGAAAUUGUCUUAACCUUUGCCAGCAGUGAUGUCAAUAAGAAAAAUCCUCUACUGUUGGCAGUGGCCCUCAAGGCUGAAGGAAAUAUAUCCUGGAAGACAGUUUGGCAAAGUGGACACAUUGCGUCUUGCUGCUGUGAUGCUAGAGAAUAUAAAUCCUGGGUGAAAAUAUUCCAACCAAUAUUUUUUGAUAAAAGAGUAUGCAACAGGGAAAAGGUAACUAAAGAGUAACAUAUUAUAUCAUGUUAUAAAUGUUUAAUUAAUGGAAAGAGAAGCUAAGAUUCAAAAGUAAUCAAUGAAAAUAAUGAGAAUCAAUAGAUAAGUGAAGUAUUAAUAUUAAUUUCUGAAAAGGAAGGAAAGAAUAUUUCUUUUUCAUUCUUUCCCACUUAGGAAAGGAUAAAGAGAAUAAUAACUUCUGCUUUUCUAAUUUUUCCUUUUGCUUUGUUUUUCUCUGUUCACAAACAAGACUAUGCUUUCCUUUUCAAUUGAGCAAACAUAACAAAAUAAAAAGAUAGGAGAAAGAAAUCCUGAAGCCACAUGGGUGACCAGUACUUGAAGCCAUUAUGAUAAUGUUUUGAUAUAUACUCCAGACCCUACAGAUCAUUUAAAUAUUCUUAAUGUAUGUGCAAUGUAUAAUCUAUACGUUUUAACCUGGCCCAUCUCUUUACAGGAAACUACAUUAUAUGCUGCAAUCCAAACCUUAGGAGGAAACAUACCUCUAAUUAAGCUUUAGAUUAUUGAAGUUCUAUAAUGCUGUAUUUAGCAAAAGUAAAAGAAUAAUAUUCAUAAUUGAUUCUUUCUAAUGUAGAUGAUGUAGCAAACUGAUGUCUGUAAAUUCAUAGAUUACUACUGGGUGCUACCUUAUUAAAAGUGUAAAUAACCACCUAUACCCUGUAAACUAGGAGAUGACUUAGACCAGAUUCUAUUUACCCUGACCAAAACUGGAAAAUAAAGAUAAAGAAUUUCAGUUGCGUAUCUUCUUGCUCUAGAUUGAGAGUAAGAUAACGAAUUUCAAAUUUUUUUAGAGAAAAUAGAUCUUUAUGGUGGGCCACAUAUGUGCAGAAUGUUGUCAAAGAUUUGGAAUCAUACUUUAUAAACACAUACAAAUGGUCCUAGUAGUAGGAGCAAUUGUUGUUGUUGUUGUUGUUAUUGUUGUUGUUGUUAUUGUGUCAUCAUUUUGAAGAAGGGUAAUCAUGGCAUUGAGAAUGGAGGAUCCAGAACUGGAGGGGAUUAAGACAAAGUUGUUUGAAAGAGCCAUGGAAGGCAGGUGGAAAGAAGUUAUUGAAAUAUACAAAAACAAUACAAUGGCUCACCGGGCCAAGAUCACUGUAUUAGAAGACACAGCAUUGCAUAUUGCUGUCUUAGAAGGCAAAGAAGCUGAAGUUGAAAAAAUGGUGUAUCAGAUUGGAGAGGAUGCUCGAAUGAUAAAAAACAAGAUGGGGAAUACCCCUCUCCAUCUGGCUGCAUCAAUAGGAAAUGUUAGCAUGUGUAAGUGCAUUGCUAAUAGGAAUGCAAGAUUGGUAGGUGCUCGCAACAAGAAAAAUGAAACACCCCUCUUCUUGGCAGCUCUCCAGGGUAAGAAAGAUGCUUUCCUUUGCUUGCUUGAAAUAUGCAGAGACCAAGCCUUGGAGUUCUGUCGAAGGGAUGAUGGUGAAACUAUUCUUCACUGUGCCAUUACUGGAGAAUACUUCGAUUUGGCCUUUACAAUUAUCCUUGAAUUUCCUAAGCUUGCGAACUAUGUAAAUGAGCAAGGACUUUCCCCUCUCCACCUCCUUGCGAAUAAGCCUACUGCAUUCAGAAGUGGCACUCACCUUAGCUGGAUUGACAAGAUCAUUUAUUAUUGUGUUUUUAUCCCAGAACUCAAGCACCACAAAGAGAUGCAUGGGGAAAAAAAGGACUCCUAUUGCUUAGGGAACACCCAGACAUGUGUUGACUUCUUUCUAAAUAUGAGGAACACAACUGAAGGACCAGCAGAAAAUGCACCAAAAUCUGGUGAGCACACAGAUGCAGAGAACCCCAAAGAAGGACAAGCUGGUCCCCAACAUCAAGGUCAUCAAUCAAACAUUGGAGCUGAUGGAAAACAACGGUAUCCACCAAAUUAUGGCAUAUGCUUUGAGUUUAUCAAGCUUGUAUGCAAAGGAAUGCUGGCUAUCCUCCUGUCUAUCCUUGGAUUUGGCUUCAUAUCUUUCUUCAAAUAUGGAUCAAACAAGAUCAAGAGAAUAAUACAUAAAAAACAGAAGCACACUUGGUCUAUUCAGAUCAUGAAAGAACUGCUUCAACAUACUGAAGAAUACAAGUACUAUGAUACUGGAAGCAGUCCCCAUCAAUCACCGUUCCUAGACGAAGUUGAAACAUUUCUUUAUGCUCCUAAUGGAGUAAGAAUGCCUUCCCCCCACCAAUCAACAUUAGAAGAAGAUAAAACAACUCCUUAUACUGCUCCAACUGGAUCAUCAUCCCCAAAAGAUGGAAGGAUGGAUGAGAUAAAGACAGCUUUGAAGAAUACGCCUUCCAAAAGUCCUAUGGAAGCUAACCAAGGGCUUGAAAAUAAGAAAGAAAAUGGGAAGAAGACAAAGAAAACUGAGAAGGUGGAUAAAAAGGAAACUCCUAUACUACUCGCAGCAAAGAAUGGUAUUGCAGAAAUGGUGAGGGAAAUCCUUGACCGUUUUCCAGUGGCUAUUCAAGAUAUGAAUUCAGAACACAAAAAUAUGGUGCUGUUGGCAGUGGAGAAUAGACAACCUCAUGUUUAUGAGCUCUUACUCAAUAGGAAAAUUCAGAAAGACACUGUUUUUCGUAUUGUUGAUAAAGACGGGAAUAGUGCACUGCAUCUCGCAGCAAUGUUAAGAGAUAAUCUGCCUUGGCACAUUCCAGGAGCUGCACUGCAGAUGCAAUGGGAAAUCAAGUGGUUCGACUAUGUGAAGAAUUCCAUGCCAAUUCAUUUCUUUCCUCACUACAACGCCAACAACCAGACCCCAAAGGAGGUUUUCAAUGAAUCACACAAGGAGCUCGUAGAAAAAGGCGGCAAAUGGCUCAAAGCGACAUCUGAUUCAUGCUCUGUUGUUUCAGCGCUGAUUGCGACAGUUGCCUUUGCUACCUCAGCCACAGUGCCAGGCGGCAUCAAGGAAGACAGCGGCAAGCCCAUACUAGAGCGCCAGCCAGCAUUUCGCAUAUUUGCAAUUUCAUCACUCGUGGCCCUCUGCUUUUCAGUAACCUCGGUGGUCAUGUUUCUUGCCAUCCUCACCUCCAGGUACCAAGUGAAGGAUUUUCGCAGAGAUCUACCGAGAAAGCUGUUACUGGGGUUAUCGUCUCUUUUCGUGUCCAUAGCUGCCAUCCUGGUAUCUUUCUGUGCUGGACACUUUUUUGUCCUCAAGGAUGAACUAAAGUAUGCUGCGUUCCCUGUAUAUGCAGUAACUUGCCUACCAGUGACAUUCUUUGCCAUAGCCCAGUUUCCAUUAUACUUGGACCUUGUAUGGGCUACUUUCAAGAAAGUACCAAAGCGUGGCUCCAGGGAUGACACCUAGGGUUUCACAUUGUUCUUCUUUCUUUGAGGUUCCUGACAAAGUAAUCAGGAGCGCUUUGUGUUUGUGCUUGUGUAUGCUAGAACAAGCCUGAAAUAAUCCAGUUUAGGGAUCCCAUAUAAAUGAAGGAUUGUGUUUUUUGAA